This is a messenger RNA of Morone saxatilis (striped sea-bass), 1104 nucleotides long. It is a transcript of the gene c1qtnf13, whose product is annotated as C1q and TNF related 13. The transcript is spliced from 2 exons. The record is from RefSeq and is a predicted model, not a curated record. NCBI's taxonomy places the organism in Eukaryota, Metazoa, Chordata, Actinopteri, Moronidae. The coding region runs from base 1 to 1104 and encodes 367 amino acids. Gene Ontology annotation, molecular function: protein binding.
AUGCAAUUUCUUUCUCAACGUAGCCCAGCAGCUCAGCGGAGCACACAUUUCUUCCUGGCAUGUGUAUUCAUCAUGAUCGCAUGCUCUGGACCAGUUUCCCCCAUUCAUGCUCCUCCAGUGACGACGGGUCUCCGCUCUGCUUUUUCUGCCACCCGAACCAACAAUGUAGUGGGAGGCAAUCAGAAAGCAGUGACCUUCAACCGGCUCAUGGUCAACAUUGGAGGGGACUUCAAUCCGGACAGUGGUCACUUCCGCUGCCGCAUCCCCGGGGCUUACUAUUUCUCCUUCUCCGUGGGGAAAUUUCCAAAGAAAAUGCUUUCUGUGAUACUGGUGAAGAAUGGAGAGGAGGUGCAGGCGAUAGCGUAUGAUGACUACCGCAAAAAAGGGAGGAAAGUUCAAAGCCAAAGCAUAAUGAUCAGUUUGAAGGAGAUGGACACAGUGUGGCUGCUUUUACAACAGAGUCCCCAGUAUGCUUUGUACAGCAAUGCUGGCCCUUACAUCACCUUCUCCGGUUACCUCGUCUAUCCUGACAUCUCCCCAACCAGCUACAUCACCAACCACCUGUCCCCAUCAGGCCUGUCCUACCCAAACUGCCCCCCUCAGGCUGACUCCUGGGCCAGAGAUCAGACAUCAGAGCCGCCACAGUCUGCCUUCUCGGUGGCACGGACAUCCACACUCAUGGGUCAGAGUAGCAGGCAGCAGGACAAGCCACCUCUGACCUUUGAUGUGGAAUAUGUCAACAUCGGAGGGCAUUUCAACAAAACCUCAGGCUUGUUCACGUGCCACUUCCCGGGUGCAUACUUCUUUGCCUUCACUGUGGGGAAACACCCCCGCAAGGCUGUGUCUGUGAAGUUGAUGACCGGGAAGGGUGAGGUGCAAGCGAUGGUGUUUGAUGAGGACACGUCGAAGAGACGGGAGAUGCAGAGUCAGAGCUUGCUGCUGUCUCUCCGCCAGGGCGACAGUGUGUGGCUGUACAGUCAGCAGGAUGAGCGUUAUGCUGUCUACAGCAACCAGGGGAGGUACACCACGUUUUCUGGCUUCCUGGUUUAUCCUGAUGCAGAAAAACUCCCACCUCCCACCACACAGGACAGAACUCAUCUCUAA